Pelobates cultripes (western spadefoot toad) is the source of this 1104-nucleotide messenger RNA. Lineage: Eukaryota; Metazoa; Chordata; Amphibia; Anura; Pelobatidae. The record is from the annotation of a GenBank genome assembly.
UAACAGAACCCAGCCAUGGGCCCAAACGAGUGUGGACAAGGCCCUGUCCCCCCCCCUCUAGACCGGUGGGGGUGAUCCCGGUCCUCACCCCAAGGCCCUGACGAAGACAUGGCGGCUGAAGCUAGGGGGCCUAACAGCCAUGCCCAAGAUGGCAGACGCCAUGUGCACAGGAGACAUGGGGAGAAACAGCUCACUCCCCGCUCUCACAGCCGACACUGCAACCCUUGCCUCUAGACCAUGCCAUACAGGGAAGCAGGAUUACCUUUACCCACUAACACAGCCACUCAAGUCAGCGAUGUCAGCGGCUGCCCUGGGGGGAUGGGGGUACACAACAGACCGGCCGUUGCUGUAUGGAGGGACCGAGUCUACCACCAAGCGUGUCACCUCAGCGGCGAGACAGACCUCCUACUUGCCUCCCACUCAGCCUGCAACAGCACGAACCCUGCAGCGGCAGCUAUGUGUGGAUGACGCCGGACCCCCCAUCGCGGCUGACAACGGCCCCCAGGGGACCAAGCAGGACAAGCACUCCGUACCACGGCUGCAACCCCAGGGAAGCCGGCGAAUGGCUCAGAGAGCGGCAGGGCUGGACUGUGUUUUGCUGCCUGCUCUGGUGGACACUCACCCACUGCUGCAUGAAACGGACAGAGCAGGUAUCAGAUAGCAGCGGAACUACCCCUGUAUUUGAGGUCUCAGCAACACCACAACGACGGCUCUUCACUGAGUCAGCACUGGUAGUUCCUAACGGCCGGGGUGAAAACGGCAUUAAAGCGACAUCACAAGACCUAGCCUGAAUACCAAUUAUAACCAAACUACACUAGCCUGUUUGUAAAGCUACUGCUAUAAAUAUAUGAAUCAAGCAACCUUUCAUAUCUAGCAAGUAUUUUGUGCAUAAACUUAAUCUUGGUAAAGCGAAUAGAUAUGUAUGCUUAGCUUAAUCAGUUAUGCAAAUCAUCACUAUAUCAUUUUCUUGUCUUCCUCAUAUCUCAAACUUGUUUAAAAAAAAAAAAAAAAAAGUGCAGCAUCUCUUGACUACCCAUAAGAACUGUUUAUGAUGAUCUCAUGUGUUGAACAAGUCAGUGUUUAUGCAUGUAAUUUACUCUGCAC